UCCCCCCACCCUCCCUCCUUCUCUCUCCCUUUCUCCUAUCUCCCCCCUCUCUCCUCUCCUCGCAGAGCUCCAGCCGGUGUCCGGUCCCUCCUCCCUGCUGCCGCCAUGGCCGCGGAGGAUGCCGGUCGGGAUGCUGCGACCCCCGGACCUGCUGAAAGCACCGAGAUGGACGAACGGCUGAAGGAGGAGAACAUGAAGGCUGAUCUGGAGGCUUCUCCGCCUUCUGGGCCGGAGGAUUUGGCGAUCCAGUGUCGAGAUGUGGGUCGGUCGUACGGCAAAAUGAAGGUCCUCAACAACCUGAACCUGACCGUGCCACAGGGACGAAUUUAUGGUCUUUUGGGCCCCAGUGGUUGUGGGAAAACCACAUUACUGAAAUGCAUUGUGGGAACUUUGAAGAUCUCACGUGGUCACAUCAGCGUUUUGGGGAAGCCUCCUGCGUUCCCUGGUCAUCACGUGCCAGGCAGGAUGGUCGGGUACAUGCCGCAGGAGCUGGCGUUGUACAGCGAGUUCACCAUCAGUGACACUCUCAGUUUCUUCGGCCGAAUCCACGGCCUGACGUCGAAGGAAACCAAGGCUCGCACGGAUUUCCUCAUCGACUUCCUGGAUCUACCUCAGAAGCACAGCCUGGUCCGAAACCUCAGUGGCGGUCAGAAGCGCAGAGUGUCUCUGGGUGCGGCGCUGCUUCAGAACCCUGAGCUGCUCAUUCUGGACGAACCCACCGUGGGAGUGGACCCUGUGCUCAGGGCGAAGAUCUGGCAGCAUCUGGUGGAGAUUGUGAAGACGGGGAAAGUCUCUGUCAUCAUCACCACACACUACAUCGAGGAGGCCAGGCAAGCCAAUGUGGUGGGUCUCAUGAGGAACGGCCAUCUGCUGGCUGAAGGAACUCCAGACGCCGUCAUGAAGAUGCACAACGCCGCAACGCUGGAGCACGCCUUCCUGCGUCUGUGUGAGACGUCGGAUCAGAUGGGCUCUAAGCGGGGGGACAGUCCAGAGGGGGGGCCGCUGGAGAACAGCCAAUCAUUCGAGAGCAGACCAGAAGAGAGUCUGCCGAUUCUCGCCGUCGGACCUCGAACCCCAGAGGAGCCUCCGAAACAUUCAGCGGACUGGAAGGUGCGAGCCAGACACGUUAUGCCCAAGUGGAGAAACAUCGCCGCCCUGAUGAUUAAAACAAUGGUGCGGAUGAAGAGAAUGCCGGGCUCGUUGUGUUUCCAGUUCCUGCUGCCCGUCAUCCAGGUGUCUCUGAUCUGUGUUUGCAUCGGAGCUGACCCAAAAGAGAUCCAUGUUGCCGUGGUGAACAACGAGACCUCCCCCUCCUCUUACAGCCAAUCACUGCUCUCCUUUCUGGACAACUCCAGCGUGGUCCAGGUGAACUUGAACCAUACAGAAGCUUUUGAAGGGAUUUAUAACGGAGAGUACUGGGGCGUCAUCGGCUUCGGGGAAAACUUCACCAGCUACCUGACGAAAAGGAUGAUGUCGCGGCAGGUUUCUAGAGAAGUGCUCGAUGGAGGAUCAAUACACGUCUGGCUGGACCUGACAAAUCAACAAAUUGCACUGAUGCUGCAGAAAAAAGUAUACGAAGCCUUUCAGUCUUUUGUGGAUUAUAAAUUGGGCAGUAUGUCGUACAUGGUCGCGCUACCAAUAAAGAUGGAAGAGCCGAUUUAUGGCAGCCAAAACACAGACUUCUCCACUUUUGUGACGCCCGGAGCUGUUCUCAGUAUCACCUUCUUCCUGGCUGUGGGUCUGACGGCGCUCUCCUUCGUCAUCGAGAGGAAGGAGGGGCUCAUGGACCGCUGCUGGGUCGCAGGUGAGGGGUCAAAGCUGCAUGGAGUCACACUGCAG
Molecule: messenger RNA, 1839 nt
Organism: Notothenia coriiceps (black rockcod)
Lineage: Eukaryota; Metazoa; Chordata; Actinopteri; Perciformes; Nototheniidae
Gene: abch1
Product: ATP-binding cassette, sub-family H, member 1
Exons: 16
Cellular component (GO): membrane
Molecular function (GO): ATP binding; ABC-type transporter activity; ATP hydrolysis activity
Source: RefSeq, a predicted model, not a curated record